AUGGUCUUAACUUUCGCAUUUGAUGAAAUCCGUAAGAAUAUACAAGUCUUUUCCAACAUCUCAAUAGAAUAUGAUGAGAGUGACAACAUAUUCAAUACAAUGGAAACCAGCGCAAACAUUUUGAAGCUCCUGUCGGAAACUCAUGGGAAUUACAACCAUUACCAUUGCUACAGCAAGAAAGCGAUAUCGGCAGUUAUAGGUGCUCUCUUCACCCAGAAUUCAAUUCAGAUAGCCAACGUGUUAACAAACUACAAGAUCCCACAGUUGAGUUAUGGCUCUUUUGAUCCGGUGCUGAGUGACAAAAUCAAGUUCCCUUUUUUCAAUCGGUUGGUUCCAAAUGAAGAGCUUCAGCAUACAGGGAUUGUUCAGCUGCUUAAGCAUUUUGGAUGGACAUGGGUUGGCCUCAUCACGUCUGAUGAUGAGAAUGGAGAAACUUUCCUGCAGUCCCUGAGACCGAGGCUCCUCCAGAACAGCAUUUGUAUUGCUUUUGUGCAAAAGAUGCCAAUGUUAUUGGAAAGAGCUCCUAAUGAACUGAACAAAGGCAUAUAUGAUUACCUCUGGCUGAAUGAAGUGAAUGUAAACCUUGUACACGGGGAUGUUCUGACUAUGGAUCUAUUCCGAAUGAUUCUACAUCUGUAUGAAUCUGAUGACUUUCUUCCAAUGGAGAGGGUUUGGCUCAUAACUGCCCAGUGGGAUUUUACAACAAUGAUUGCAGGAGGCGGCUUCCCUGUACAAUCCUUUAAUGGUACCUUGUCUUUCUCCCUGCAUACAAAUGUUGUGCCGGGAUUUGAGGACUCUCUUGACCACAUCAACCCACACUACGCUGAUUUCGCCUACAGGUUCUGGGAAACAGCAUUCGAUUGUACUCUGCUGACGUUUAAACGAGGAAAGAGAAAAUGCACUGAGAGAGAGAAGCUGGUGAGCCUCCCUGGGUCUGUAUUUGAAAAAAGGAUGUCUGGUGAGAGCUACAGUGUCUAUAAUGCUGUUUAUGCUAUAGCACAUGCUCUCCAGGCCCUGCAUUCAUCGACUGCCAAGCGGGCAGCAAGGGGACACCAAGGCAAAAGGAAACUUGGGAACAUUCAGCCAUGGCAGCUGAAUGCUUUUCUACGGAAGGUUCGCUUUAACAAUACUGCUGGGGAUGAAAUUUUCUUUGAUGAAAAAGGGGACCUGGUCACAGGACAUGAUAUCAUCAAUACAAUCGCAUUCCCCAAUGGAUCCUUCCAGAGAAUCCAGGUUGGAAUGAUGGCUCCCCAAGCUCCUGUAGGCCAAGAGUUCAGCCUUAAUGGAAGUGCCAUUGUGUGGAAUCCCAAGUUCAAGCAGAUGCUGACCAAUGUAAGAAGUGCCCAGAAGAUCAGUAUCCAAAUGAAAGUGAUCUCCAUUGUGGUGAUGGGGCUCUUCAUUCUGCACUGGGACACGCCCAUUGUCAAAGCCAACAACAGGAGCAUCACCUGCACCCUCCUCACCUCUCUCUUGCUUGGCUUCCUUUCCUCUCUUCUAUUUAUGGGUCAGCCUGGGAAGGUGAUUUGCCUUCUGAGACAAACAGUGUUUGGCAUCACCUCCUGUCUCUCGGUUUCCUGUGUGUUGGCCAAAACCAUCACUGUAGUUCUGGUCUUCAUGGCUACCCAGCCUGGAAACAGCAUCCUGAAAUGGGCAGGGAAGAGGCUGGCAACAUCCGUCAUCGUUCUCGGUUGCCUCAUUCAAACUUUGAUUUGCACUGUGUGGAUCAUCAUCUCUCCCCCUUUCCCAGAGCUUGACCUGCACUCCCAGAUCAGUCAGAUUACAGUGCAAUGCAAUGAAGGCUCAGAGAUCAUGUUCUAUGUUGUCCUGGGCUACAUGGGCCUUCUGGCCGUCAUCAGCUUCAUUGUGGCAUACCUAGCCAGAAGGCUGCCUGACAGUUUCAAUGAAGCCAAGCUGAUCACCUUCAGCAUGCUGUUGUUCUGCACUGUGUGGGUGUCCUUCAUCCCAGUUUACUUGAGCACCAAGGGGAGAUACAUGGUGGCCGUGGAGAUCUUCUCCAUCUUGGCCUCUGGUUCUGGUUUGCUGGGUUGCAUUUUCCUCCCCAAAUGCUACAUUAUUGUUUUGAGACCUCAGUUGAACACCAAGGAGAAAGUAGUUCGGAAAAAGAAUGGUCUCACUUAG
Messenger RNA from Heteronotia binoei (common prickly gecko), 2139 nucleotides. Its product is annotated as vomeronasal type-2 receptor 116-like. Gene Ontology annotation, cellular component: membrane. Gene Ontology annotation, molecular function: G protein-coupled receptor activity. Bases 1 to 2139 code for a protein of 712 amino acids. The transcript has 5 exons. The record is from RefSeq and is a predicted model, not a curated record. Lineage: Eukaryota; Metazoa; Chordata; Lepidosauria; Squamata; Gekkonidae. Gene Ontology annotation, biological process: G protein-coupled receptor signaling pathway.